AUGUGGCUCCUCCCGGUACCUCCCCGCGCCCGGCCCCGGUCCCGGCGGGGCCGCCCAGUCCUACCCAGCUCCAGCCCCGUCCUUCGCCACCGCCCAACUUCGCUGCACCGGCCGGGGGCACCGGGAGCACCGCCGGAACCGGGGGCACCGGGAGCACCGCCGGAACCGGGGGCACCGGGAGCACCACCAGAUCCAGGAGCACCGGGGCACAGCGAGCAACAGAAGCACCGGAGGUACCGGCGCACCCGCACCAUGAUCUGCGGCAGGAAGGCUCGUCCCGCCGCCGAGCAGCUCCGGUCCCCGCUGGAUGGCUCCGGUGGCUCCCGCCGGCCCGGCAGAGCCUUGAAGAAAAUGGGUCUGACGGAGGAUGAGGAUGUGCAGCGCAUGCUGCGGGGGUCCCUGCUGCGGAAGAUCAAGGCGCGGGGGGUGCCCAGGGAGCGUCUGUUCCGGCUGCAGGAGGACGGUGCCACCGUCUGCUUCGAGGGACGCUUCAGGGGGGCCGGCUCCCCGCAGAGCUUCUCGGUGCUGCACGUCGAGGGGGUGCGUGAGGGACACCAGUCGGAAGGGCUGCGCAAGUUCGGCGCCGGCUUCCCCGAGCGCCACUGCUUCACCAUCGUCCUCAAGGGCAAGCGCAAAAACCUGGACCUGGCUGCCCGGGGGGAGGAGGAUGCUCGCCACUGGGUGCAGGGCCUCACCAAGCUGAUGGGGAGGCUGCAAGCCAUGAGCCAACCCGAGAAGCUCGACCACUGGAUCCAUGGGGUCCUGCAGCGAGCAGACAGGAACAAGGACAACAAGAUGUCCUUCCGGGAGGUGAAGAGCAUGCUGAGGAUGAUCAACAUCGACAUGGAUGAUGUCUAUGCCUACAAGCUCUUCAAGGAGUGCGACCACUCUGGCAACGAGCGGCUGGAGGGCAGGGAGCUGGAGGAGUUCUGCCGGCGGCUGCUGCGGCGGCCGGAGCUGGAGGAGCUCUUUGGGCGCUACUCGGGAGAGGACCUGGUCCUGUCGGCCGAGGAGCUGCAGGACUUCCUGCGGGACCAGGGCGAGGACGCCAGCCUGCGCCAGGCGCGGGCCAUCAUCCGCACCUACGAGCUCAACGAGAAGGCCAGGCAGCAGGACCUGAUGAUGCUGGAUGGCUUCAUGAUGUAUCUGCUCUCGGCUGCUGGUGACAUCUUCAACCAGGAGCACAGCAAGGUGCACCAGGACAUGAGCCAGCCCCUGUGCCACUACUUCAUCUCCUCCUCCCACAACACCUACCUGACCCGCAACCAGAUUGGUGGCACCAGCAGCACCGAAGCCUACGUCAGGGCGCUGACGGCCGGGUGCCGCUGCGUGGAGCUGGACUGCUGGGAGGGCGCUGCCGGGGAGCCCAUCGUGUACCACGGCCACACCCUCACCUCCAAGAUCCUCUUCAGGGACGUCCUGGAGACCAUCCGCGACUACGCCUUCAAGCAAUCUCCCUACCCUGUCAUCCUGUCCCUGGAGAACCACUGUGGGCUGGAGCAGCAGGCCACCAUGGCUCACCACAUGAGAGCCAUCCUGGGGGACAUGCUGCUGACACAGCCGCUGGAGGGGCAGGACCGCCACAGCCUCCCGUCCCCGGAGCAGCUGAAGGGGAAGGUCCUGGUGAAGGGCAAGAAGCUGCCAGAGCCAUGGCGUGAGCCCCAGGGUGUCACCUGCCUUCCGGAUCCUGAGGAGGAGGAAGAGGAGGAGGAAGAAGAAGAGGAGGAGAAGCUUCAGGAGAGAAGCAGACGGCGGUCCUUCCAGUCGCUGCAGGAGAUCAGACCUCUGCAGGCCAAGGACGCAUCACAGGUGGCCCCAGAGCUGUCAGCCACGGUGGUGUACUGCCAGGCUGUGCCCUUCCCCGGCCUGGCACGUGCCCUGCGCCACCCCCGGCCCUGUGAGAUAUCCUCCUUCAGCGAGAGGAAGGCACGGAAGCUCAUCAGGGAGGCAGGCCCAGCCCUGGUCCGGUACAACGCCCAGCAGCUCAGCCGCGUCUACCCCCUGGGGCUGAAGAUGAACUCCUCCAACUACAACCCCCAGGAGAUGUGGAACGCUGGAUGCCAGCUGGUGGCCCUCAACUUCCAGACGCCAGGCUACGAGAUGGACCUGAACGCCGGGCGCUUCCUGGGCAACGGGCACUGCGGCUACGUGCUGAAGCCGCCCUGCCUGCGCAGCUUCCCUGCACAGGGCUCCCACAGCCUGCUGCUGCACGUCAGGGUGAUCUCAGCGCAGCAGCUGCCCAAGCUGCACCGGGAGAAGGGCAGCUCCAUCGUGGACCCCUUCGUGCGGGUGGAGAUCCACGGCGCCCCGGCAGACUGUGCCAGGCAGCAGACACACCACAAGCUCAACAAUGGCUUCAACCCGCGCUGGGAGGAGACUCUGAGCUUCCAGCUGGGGGUGCCCGAGCUGGCCCUGCUGCGCUUCGUGGUGGAGGACUACGACAGCACCUCCUGCAACGACUUCGUGGGGCAGUUCACCCUGCCCCUGCCCAGCCUCAGGCAAGGCUAUCGUCACAUCCACCUGCUCUCCAAGGCCGGGGCCUCCCUGGCCCCUGCCACCCUCUUCGUGCACAUUCGCUGCAAGAGCCUCUGAGGACCCCCUGAGAAGGGCACCAUGUGCCCAUGCUGGGGACAGCAGCCUGCUCCUCCACGGGCUGGGCACCCUCCUGGGCACUCCACUCCCUGUGCAGGGACAGCCUGGGGACGCCUCUCACCUGGCCACGGUGACAGCAAGGCUGGUUGGGGCACCCAAGGAGGUAGGAGACCCCUUCCAUGUCCCACAGUGCCACCCCCCCAUAGUGCCACUCCACUGCUGGCCCCUGUGCCCUGCUAGCCCUCUCCCUGGCUGUGACCCCAAGGGGACAGAGAUGCUGUGACAGCCAGGACAGAGUGGCUGGGCCAUUAACAGCCCAGAGCAACCCUGGAGGGGGGUGACAUGGUGACAGCAACCUGCCAGAUGUCACCAACCCCAGCCACCCUGAGUCCCAGCCCCACCCUGGGCUGCCAGGACAGUGCCAUCACCCCAAGGUGCUGAUCACAGAAUGGUAGGGGCUGGAAGGGACCCCUGGAGAUGACUGAGUCCAACCCCCCUGCCUAGGCAGGGUCACCAGAGGUCACCCAGGAACACAUCCAGGCAGCUUUGGAAUCUCCCCAGAGGAGACUCCACCACCUCCCUGGCAGCCUGCUCCAGGCCUCCAGCAGCCUCCAAGAAGUUCCUCCUCGUUCUUAGCUGUAACUUCCUAUGGUCAAGGUCCUCGAGGGGACCCUGCCACCAUGCAGACCCUGAGAGGACACUGCCACCACCCACAGGGCUGAGCCCCUCCUUGGCUGGAGGCCACGUCCCC
Molecule: messenger RNA, 3343 nt
Organism: Dryobates pubescens (Downy woodpecker)
Lineage: Eukaryota; Metazoa; Chordata; Aves; Piciformes; Picidae
Gene: PLCD3
Product: phospholipase C delta 3
Biological process (GO): intracellular signal transduction; lipid metabolic process
Molecular function (GO): calcium ion binding; phosphatidylinositol-4,5-bisphosphate phospholipase C activity
Source: RefSeq, a predicted model, not a curated record